Messenger RNA from Plasmodium inui San Antonio 1, 1413 nucleotides. RefSeq lists its product as hypothetical. NCBI's taxonomy places the organism in Eukaryota, Apicomplexa, Aconoidasida, Haemosporida, Plasmodiidae. The transcript has a single exon. The record is from RefSeq and is a predicted model, not a curated record. The coding region runs from base 1 to 1413 and encodes 470 amino acids.
AUGAAUAAUGGACACCUUUUCAUCCUGCUGACAAUAUUGACCAUCUGGGGCAGCAACCUCCAUCGGGGCUGCACUGCUGAGAAUGAGCACGACAAAAGGGAGAGCGCGGUAAGCUCAAGUGGGAUUUUAAAAAACGUCGUCAAACAUGCCCCCAAAGUAAGUUCCAAAGAAAUUAAGGACAGCGAAAUAGGGAUAAUUAAAAUGGCACACGAAGAGGAAAGCAAAAGGUUACAACAAAUGGGAAAGUGUGCAAAAGAUUAUACAUUACCUUGCCCAAAAUUCUGGAAAAAAAAAAUUAUGAACAAGUCAGAAAAUAUUUGCAUAGCUAGCUCGACGUACAACGGAUUUUGCAACCCCCGUCAAUCCUUUGACAACUUUACACAAAAUGAAAAAAUAAAAAUUGAAACGAGCUGCAAUGUAGAAUGGGGAUGCAAAAAUGUCGUAUCCGAUGCAUGCGAAAGUGGGAAAAGAAAUUACAACGAACCAUGUCCUGAGGGUUUCAUAUCUCAAAAUGACAACACUUGCACGGCUGACCUGACUGUGUAUGAUGGCCUCUGCAAUGGCGAGAAGAUUGACUUUACCCAUCUCACCAAGGAGGAAAAACAAAAUUGGAGUGUUGCCUGCGAAGCGUAUUGGCCUUGUUACGUCGAUUGUUCACUCAACAACAAAACACUCUCCAUGUGUCCUUCCAACUGGAAAGAAACAAAUUCAUAUGAGUGUAUCCCACCUGCUAGCUACAACGGGCCAUGCAAAGAUAGAAAAAAUUUUAAAUUUUUCAGUGAGCUCAUGAAAAUCAAAUUUGAGGAGAAAUGCAAAGUUACUUUUGUGUGCACAGAUUUGUGUGAAAAAGAUUAUCAGCAAGAGUGCCCCUUACAUUGGAUGAAGAAAAAUGGCUACUGCUUAGCGCCUCCGUCUUUCAAUUUAUGCGACAGGAAAAAAUAUUCCUAUAGUAACUUAACGCAGGAUGAGAAGAAGCAGUUCGAGGACAAGUGCUCAGUUCAAUGGCCUUGUCGAAAGAGCCACUUUUGUGACAUGGACUGGACCGCUGAGUGUCCCCUCAACUGGGCGAAUGAGGCACCGCGGGAAGGUGGCAGCCAGGAUGGGGGCGACAAAUACAUCUGCACUGCCGAUACAUCCCUCUACAGCGGCAAGUGUGCGUUUAUUUCCCUCCCGAAUGGCGCUGACGAAGAGACCAAGCGGGAGGUGGCUUCCACGUGCAACACCCCCUGGCCGUGCUCCGCUACAGGUGGUGCUGCAGAGGCCACGUCGGAUCGGAAAAGAGUGGAAGCAGGAGGUGCGGCUGUCACAAAUGGCCCCGUCACUAUCGACGGUGGCGUGCGCCCCAGCACGGGACCCGCUUAUCGCGUGGUCGACAGCCAGGGGGACUUCCCCCUCGCGGACAUCAUGCGCUGA